This is a messenger RNA of Hyaloscypha bicolor E, 1328 nucleotides long. RefSeq lists its product as uncharacterized. The coding region runs from base 378 to 1328 and encodes 316 amino acids. The transcript has 2 exons. The record is from RefSeq and is a predicted model, not a curated record. NCBI's taxonomy places the organism in Eukaryota, Fungi, Ascomycota, Leotiomycetes, Helotiales, Hyaloscyphaceae.
UGUUCCGAAGAAGUAACAGCAACCUGAUCGCUUGAGGAAGACGGAUUAUCUAUGUUCAACCCUUGGAAUUGUGCGGCCGUCGAAGAUAGAUAACUAUUGGACCUUGAUCUGCAUUGACGUGAGUCUUGUGUACUCGGGUCUAUAUAGAGACUGUCCAUGAGGGCUGGAUCUGGGGCUGUGAGUGAUGACGGCGGCACAUACGGAUAGAUUUAGAAGAGAAGGCUCGAAAUAGACAAAGAACUUUGAUGGAUGGUGAGAGUAAGAGUGUAACGCGGAGAACUCAGCAGGGCGGUACCCUUUAGUAGUAUAUCUGAGGAAAACGAAAUUUGAAGAGUUAUUUUGGAAGUCUUGACGGAUUCGGAGUGGGAUAACAGAUCAUGGCCCUCCGCCUCAACUCAGUCUGGGAAAACAAGGCUAUAAUGUACUUGGACCAUGCCCGUCGAGGGGGCUGUAGGGUUGCGGACGCCAUUGGUAGAUCGCUGGUACAAGCGAACGCUCGAAGGAUUCAGCCCCUUGUCGUUCUAGCCUGCACUUACAGAAUAGAAAUCGCGCCAAGUGACGCUCCCGCUCUCUGGAACUUGGCAUGUCAAAGGUGCUUAGUGCGACGGCAAGGCUUCCUGCUCCGUGGCUUCACGCUCGCCAGGCUCUUUCGGCGAUGGUUGCACUGUCUACGCCGCACUCGCACACGGCCGCCUUCCAGGGCCAACAGUGGGCGAGGACAGAAAGGCGUGAAAUUACCAACCAGGAGAGCAACAGCCGUGGCCUUUGGACCCAUCUCUCGUCGGGGAAUGAGUCUGCAUGGCUCCAGAAAGGGGAGCGAUCUGGAAACGCAGGCCUUGGGGCAGGCUCUCGGGAGUGCUCCAGGGGAGGUGAGAUGUCUCCGUUGGGGUUUCCGGUACUUUGGCGGCUGUAAUCUGCACCCAAAUAAAGAUGAAAUGAACUUCUGGAUUGACAGCACCAGCCCGGCCCCGUCGUUGCCAGCUGCACUGUACUCUACGAGCACCUGGUCCAGAGAUCGCAGAUGUCCCCGCUCUCGAAGAUCCACUAGUGUGGGGUCUCUGCUGGAACCGCCCAAGGUCGCUUGCAUGGGUUUCGUGAGUCGUGCUGCUGCGGAAGGGUUGAACCGUGAAGGUCGAGUCGAGAAAUGCCCCUCGCCAGUCGAGCUCAAGGAAUGGAGCUCGGAGCUCGAUGCUGGACGAACUAGGCUAGCGCGACGAGCUGAAGCUCCCCAAGCUCUCUCGAAGCUUGCGCCUUGCAGCGACCUCAUCAAACAGAACGCCCCGGGGCCUAAGAUAAACAAGCACUCCCAGGUCAACGUGAUUCUGUGA